AUGUCCCCAAUAACAAAAAAAUCAAUAAAUUCUUAUUAUUAUUCUCGAAUUUCUGUAUCUCUAAAAGUAUUAUUCAUCAUUUUCGUAUUAUGGAUUUUUUAUAGUUACUUUGCUGUAAAUCUAUUGUUUAAUAACCAAAAUUCAUCAUUAUCGCCGCCUUCAUCAUCCCCACUUACAACUCUCUCACAAGAAGAUAUUUCCAUAAAUUUGAAAUAUUGUGGUGAACCGAAAUGCAAAUUUAUGUUUGUUUAUGGAGUACUAGGGGAACAAGAAACUAGACUCAAUUUACAUUUCUCGUCACUUGCAAAAUUAGCAAUAUUCUUAAAUAGAACAUUGGUAUUGACAAAUGUUGGACAUUCUGAAAUGAAUGCGUGUUCCGAUUUUCCGUUUGAGUUUUAUUAUGAUAUCGAACAACUAAAAAAAAAUAUGCCAGGUUUACAAGUUAUUACACAAAAAGAUUUUUAUAAUUGGAUUGGAGAACGUGGUUUUAAACCUAAUGUGACUCUUGGUUACAUGUCACACGAAGAACCUAGAUUCACAUCAUCAAAACCUUCAACCCAAUUUUUUAAAAAUCCUAAAGAUGAACAAUGUUAUAAUUCAUUAAAUCUCAAACCAAUAGAUUACAAAGAGGUUUAUUGUGGAGCCAAUAUACGUACUGGAGAGUAUCGAAAAGAGAUGAAAAGCUUUUUAAUGAAAGAAUUUGAUACAGACGUUGAAAUAUUAUUGAUAAGGUAUAUUCUUUAUGGAGGUGAAUUCUUGCAAAAAGGAUCAGUUUUAGCUUAUGCAAAACAUAUAGUUGAAGCUAGCAAUAGAGUUGUUAACAAAUUAAAACCUUUUAUUGCCAUACAUUGGAGAAUGGAAUCAGCGGAUGAAGAAUUAGCUCCAGAGUGUUCAUUACAACUUAACCAUCAUUUGGCAAUAAGUUAUUUAAAUUCUUUACUUUCAGUAAAGACAUGGGUAUCAAUGAAAGCACUUGAUUAUUUAUUUGAUGAUAAUAGGUUAGAUCCAAAAGCAGUUGAAUAUGAAUUAAAAGGAGCGGGAGUACAGGGUAUUAUGGAUAAAUUGAUAUUAAUGAACGCAGAUUAUUUUGUUAGUGGUCCAGACGGUUGUGCCAGAAUACGUAGCCUCUACACAUAUAAAAUUAAAGAAGGACGCAAGAAAAUAAUUCGUGAACAAAAAAAUACUAAUUUGAAAAAUAUUCUUUUAACGAAAAUCGCUUGUUUGUCUAUAAUUGCGAUCAGACCGCCAGAUGGUAUGAGUUGGAUAGGAACCAAAUCGUCACCAAACAUUUUAUACUUGUCAAUGAUGAAAAUUUUCCUAAUUGGUUUAAAUUCAAAAACUGUCGAAGAUUUCCAUCAAAUUCCCGAUAAAUAUGACGAUCUUCAAAUUGAGUCCACCACCAUAACCAAGACUUCAAAAUUAAAUCAAACAAUUACACCGACAGCAGCUUCAAAACCGAAAGCAGUAAAGAUAAGACCCAUUCUCAAGUAUUAUGGUAAACCUACCCUUGAACAAAUGCAGGCAUACCAAGACCAACCAAUCCCAUUCAAAUCUAAAAUGGAAUGUGAAAGUUAUCAUGAACAAAAUGGAAUCUCCUCCAAAGAAUUGUGGAAUUGGUCACCAAUCCGUGUUUUCAUUGGUAUAUGGACGACAGCAAAAAAGCAUGAAAUUCGAAGUAUAAUACGAGCUAUAAAUUUAAAGCAACAAGAAAAUUUGAUUGGCGACAAUGUGGAUUUCAAGUUUAUCCUGGGAAAACCACCAAAAGAUGUAUACACGCCCGAUUUGAAAUUAAAAUUGACUACUGAGAAUGAUACCUAUGGCGAUCUUGUAAUACUGGACAUGGAAGAGAAUAUGAAUAAUGGCAAAGCGUAUUAUUACUGGAAGUGGGUUUGGGAGCAUCUUGGUACCAUGAAAUAUGAUUAUGCAGCAAAGGCAGAUGAUGACGUAUUUGUACACUUUCAAAAUCUGGCACUUAACCUUCGACCAUUGCCACGAGAUAAUGUGUAUUACGGAUGUAAGCAUAGGUACUAUAUUACAGGUAUGCUUGUAGUUCUCUCGAUGAAUUAUCCAAAUCUGAUUUCAACAACUCCAUUCAACAAAACCGAAUGGAAUGGGGGCGAAGACACAAGGUUGGGAAAAUGGCUAAUUAAAUAUGCAAAUUCAACUUUAAAUAUAAUUGAUGAACAUUGCUUACUUUUUCAAGACCCAAGGAUCCCAGUAUUUUAUGUUGUAGGGAGACAAUGGGCAUCACCACAAUCAAUUGUCAUACAUUGGUUAAAAGACUUGUAUGCAUGGAAAGGUGUCAUUGAUUUAUACAUUCCAGAUGUUAUGAAAGAUUUGAAAGGUAUAUAUUAA
Messenger RNA from Entrophospora candida, 2355 nucleotides. The record is from the annotation of a GenBank genome assembly. Lineage: Eukaryota; Fungi; Glomeromycota; Glomeromycetes; Entrophosporales; Entrophosporaceae.